Molecule: messenger RNA, 1377 nt
Organism: Cordyceps fumosorosea ARSEF 2679
Lineage: Eukaryota; Fungi; Ascomycota; Sordariomycetes; Hypocreales; Cordycipitaceae
Product: pyruvate dehydrogenase complex, dihydrolipoamide acetyltransferase component
Exons: 2
Coding region: 1-1377 (458 amino acids)
Biological process (GO): pyruvate decarboxylation to acetyl-CoA
Cellular component (GO): pyruvate dehydrogenase complex
Molecular function (GO): dihydrolipoyllysine-residue acetyltransferase activity
Source: RefSeq, a predicted model, not a curated record
AUGCUCAGCGCCGCUCUCCGGAGGCGAGUUCUCGCCCCUACGCACUCUGCCCUGCGCAAUGGCUUCGCCGCCCACGUCGUUCGCUGCUAUGCCUCGUUUCCCGACCACCAGGUCAUCAAGAUGCCUGCCCUGUCGCCGACCAUGCAGGCCGGUAACCUGGGUGCCUGGCAGAAGAAGCCUGGUGACACUAUAAGCCCCGGUGAGGUCCUCGUAGAGAUCGAGACCGACAAGGCCCAGAUGGACUUUGAGUUCCAGGAGGAUGGUGUCAUUGCAAAGAUCCUCAAGGAGGCUGGCGAGAAGGAUGUCGCCGUUGGCACCCCCAUCGCUGUCCUUGUCGAAGAGGGCGCCGACAUCUCCGCCUUCGAAAAGUUCACACUCGAGGAUGCCGGUGGCAGCGGCCAGCCCGCCGCCCCUAAGACCGAGAGCAAGUCCGACGCUCCGGCCCCCACCGAGUCGAGCUCCCCGGCCCCCGAGCCCGAGCAGUAUGCCUCUUCCGGUAAGAAGCUCGAGACUGCUCUCGACCGUACCGCCAACGCCAGCCCUGCUGCCGUCCGACUUGCCAGGGAGCAGGGGGUCAGCAUCGACACUCUCAAGGGCACCGGCAAGAACGGCCAGAUCACUGAGGAGGAUGUCAAGAAGGCCGGGAGCGCUCCCGCUGCCGCCGCUCCUGGCGCCACAUAUGAGGAUCUCCCCGUCAGCGGAAUGCGCAAGGUCAUUGCCAGCCGCCUUCAGGAGUCGGUCCAGAGCAACCCCCACUUCUUCGUUACCAGCUCCCUGUCCGUUUCCAAGCUGCUGAAGCUCCGCCAGGCUCUCAACAGCUCGUCCGAGGGCAAGUACAAGCUGUCUGUCAACGAUUUCCUCAUCAAGGCCAUUGCGGUUGCUUCCAAGAAGGUUCCUGCUGUCAACUCGAGCUGGCGUGGCGAGACAAUCCGCCAGUUCAACUCUGUUGACGUCUCCGUCGCUGUCUCUACCCCCACCGGGCUCAUUACCCCCAUCGUUACUGGCGUCGAGGGCCGCGGCCUCGAGUCCAUCUCGAGCAAGGUCAAGGAGCUCGCUAAGAAGGCCCGCGACAACAAGCUCAAGCCCGAGGAGUACCAGGGUGGUACCAUCUCCAUCUCCAACAUGGGCAUGAACAACGCUGUUGAUCACUUCACCGCCGUCAUCAACCCCCCGCAGGCCGCUAUCCUCGCCGUCGGCACCACAAAGAAGGUGGCCGUCCCCGUCCAGAACGAGGACGGUUCCGCUGGUGUUGAGUGGGAGGACCAGAUUACCGUCACCGCCAGCUUCGACCACAAGGUUGUCGACGGCGCUGUUGGCGCGGAAUGGAUCCGCGAGUUCAAGAAGGUCAUUGAGAACCCUCUUGCUCUGCUGCUUUAA